AUGCCACCAUCGCGCACACCACCAUUACUCCAGCCCUACACUAGUCUCCCUGCGGAAAGCUCGUUGCACCUGCUUACGAGCGUGCUGGGAGCGAGUACCAAUUGGCUUGUCGUCAGAUUCCUGUGCGGAGCGCUCGCGGAAAACAAUGCGGGCAGCAGCUGGAGAAGCGCUGGAGGAGCUGAAGACGGUGGCACCGGCGGGCUGAGCAAUCAUGGCAGCGGAACGACAGGGCAAGAUGAGGAGGGUGAGGUAGCAGUGGUGCUCGUGAGCUGGAUGCGGGACUGGGAGUUCUGGAAGUCGGAAAGCAGGAGAGCAGGAGGCCUUGACCUAGCUCGUUUAGCCCAGCAAGACCGCUUCGCCUUUGUUGAUGGCCUGGUCAGCCUCUUCAUGCCCCCAGCCGCCGAUCAGAUAUCCCAACAAGCCCCUACCUCCACCCCCACAGCUCCAGUAUCCAGCACCCAGCUAUCCCGGCCUUCUCCGCUACCAGUCCGAUCCGGCCGGAGCAUCCCACCACGCUCGCCUGCCGUCUCAUCUCGCCAUCCAGCGCCAGCAGCGCCUAGCGAUCAAGCACAGCAUGUAUCCCCCUUGGCCGCACACCCCGCCAACCUCCCAGCCCAGCCGAAGGGCCUCUACCGCCUCACCUCCCCAGCCCUCGAACACCUCGAGCAAGUCCUCUCCCGCGCCAUUGCUGGAGUCGCCCAACUUCCCCCCGGGAAAGCCUCGCCCAGAAAAAUCCUCCUCAUCCUCGACGCUCCAGACCUCCACCUCGCAGCCGCGGACCCUUCCUCCGGCAUCACCGCCUCGUCCAUGGCCAUUAGCCUCUUGAAAUCGCGGCAGCGGGUCCACGCGACUGUCCUCGCUGUGGCGGCCGAUAGCCCGCUGGUUUCCGCCGCUACAUCCGCAUCCGCGUCCGCGUCAACCACAAGUUCGUUGUCGUCUACGCCCCUCGAAACCGCACACGCCUCCUUCUUGAUCAGCCAAGCGCAUCUCGCGGACGUGGUCAUGAGUCUGCGGCUGCUGGACACGGGGUUCGCGGCGGAUGUGAGCGGGGUGCUGCGGAUCACUUUGGGAGAUGCGCAGGAUGAUGGGGAGGAGGGGCAGGGGCUAGUGGAGAAGGAGGUGCUGUAUUCUGUAGGUGGGGACGGGGGCGUUAAGGUUUUUGAGAGGGGUGCGGGUGGGGGGAAUGAGUAG
This is a messenger RNA of Coniosporium apollinis CBS 100218, 1191 nucleotides long. RefSeq lists its product as uncharacterized. The record is from RefSeq and is a predicted model, not a curated record. Lineage: Eukaryota; Fungi; Ascomycota; Dothideomycetes. The transcript has 2 exons. Gene Ontology annotation, biological process: tRNA wobble uridine modification. Bases 1 to 1191 code for a protein of 396 amino acids. Gene Ontology annotation, cellular component: elongator holoenzyme complex.